AUGAAGGACCUCAUCGCGCGCCUGGAGGCUGACGCCUUGCCCGAGGCCAGCCACGAGGAGUUCUGCGACGAGGGGGUUAGCAAGGCCGUCGGCGAGCGCGACGAGGGGGUCGGCGAGUCAGGGACCAUCAACAAGGAUAUGACCAUCAAGACCGCGGAGGCGUCGCAGCUCCCUGUGGAAAUCGCAACGCUUAGCACGCAGAUCGCGGAAAACAAGAAGGGGCUGCCGGAGGCUACCGAGCUGCGCGCCGCCGGGUUUCAUGCACAUUUUGGGACCUUCUGUGAGGCCGAGGCUGGCCUGGCCGCCCUGAAGGAGGCUGCUGCCGACGGGCAGGCCUGGCGCGACCGAGCUGCCUUCUGGCCCGAGGGGGGGCGAGCUCCGGCUCGAGUCAACCACUUCGGAUCGCACGGGCAAGACCGUGGCAGACUACGCGCAAGACGUGUUCGAUGCGGACCUUCACGGGUCGCAGGAGGCCUCAAAGGGCAUCAUCGGCACACUGCAGGUGAUCGAGGCCGACUUCGAGCGCGCCAUCUCGGCCGCCGAGGAAGCGGAGUCCCAGGCCACGGGCUCGUUCCACACUUUCAAACGGAGAAUGAGGCGGACAUGGCAGCAAAGGACACGGAGAAGACCA
Molecule: messenger RNA, 631 nt
Organism: Prorocentrum cordatum
Lineage: Eukaryota; Dinophyceae; Prorocentrales; Prorocentraceae
Source: the annotation of a GenBank genome assembly